AUGCCUGAAUCCAUUUCAAUGAUCCAUUUACCUGCUUCGCAAUCUUCUCCCCCAACUCAGCAUUUGCCUAGCGACUCGCUCGGCUUUCCAGAUCCUCCAGCACCGCUUGUGUUUCCUGUCGACCCAGCAGACAUUUCCGAAACUAAUAGCCAGAAUGUCACUUGCUUAUGGCCAACCUGUGUUCCCCUUUUCAUGUUCACAGAACAUUCACAUUUGCAGGAGCGCAAGGAUCACGUUAUUCAGAUACUUAGGCUCAGUAGAAACCGGAAACUUGUGUAUGGUCUACGAAGUGCUCAUGUACUGAUGCACAACCAGUAUACUAAUAUCUUUUCGGAAGAAACAUGCAUGCUAGAUCGUCUUCUCACAUCCGUUUUCACCUGCACCAUGUUCACAAAAGAUGUUGUCUACAAGAUGGAUCAGAACAUCUAUCAGGAACUUCACACCAGGUUAAUGACUCGCCGUGCAAUAGCUUCCUCAUCACUCAAUUCAUUUGGUUAUUCAGAUUUUAAAGUACCUACAUGGGGCAUCAACACCAUGAAGGGCUUGACAGCCAACGAUUUUGAGGUGUACGCUUUGCAGUAUCGUAUUCGCAUCGAGCAUUUUCUUCAUAUGCUCGAUUAUGUCCAUGACUGGAAUAAUCUUCGGACACAUGUAUAUCUAGAUGAAAAACUCCUGGCAGCUCAGUGCAAUCCUGACAGAGCCCGUGUCAUGAUAAUGGAACAUUACCUUCAUGCGGUUCCUCCUGUACCACAUUCCAAUCCUUUCAAGUCGAAGACCUCUUUUCAGGCCUCGUCCUCUGACUUGAGUUGGGAGGGAGUACACUAUACUGCGACGAGAGAUGAGGAACAGCAUCCUAGCAACUCACACGCCAUUAAAACACAAUGUCAGUUUUGUCAAUGUGCGAAUUCCAAAGUCUGCAAAUCUCAAGAUUUCGGUCGCGGUCGAUAUGAGAGUUUGCCUGCAGUAUCCUACCGAGCUCAGUUUCCUGAAGACUUAGAUUUCAGAAAUCCUUCUGCGCACAAGAGCAUUUACCAAGGAUGUGCUCCUAGCGAUCUUAACUCAAGUCAAGGUGGCAACAAUGGAAACCGACUUCCAUCUUGUCGUGGUCCAUGCAAUUCACAAAUUCCUGUAUACCCCGGUCACUCAGAGUAUACCAGCAUUGGUUUUGACACUGCUCUCAAAGUGAUGGACAUACCUACUUGCAACAAGAAUCCAAACCUGAGGGAUACUUGUGAGAACAAAGUCAUUGAUAUUCCAGCCUGGAAUAAUAGCAUCGGCAACCCAAUCCUUCCCUAUUCAACCAAUAACGAGAUUUGUACCUUUCAAAUUGCUUCAAAUAUGCCUUGUGCACCCUUUUCAGAAAAGAACAAGAAUCCCCAAUUACCACGUAAAGUCAAACGUCGCAUCGACCGACUGCUGAGAGGACCACUGCGAAUAUUCCAUGCUACCAGCCAGGUCACGUCCACUAAUAGUAAUUGUCAGCGUACACUGAUGGGAAUGAGAGAAGGCAUACUGUGGCUGUUGGGAUUGAUAAUCAUGAGAAGUGAAGCAACACGGGUCCAGGUAGAAGUGAAUACCCUUGAUCACAAUGUCUUGCAGAUGGUCCUCGACUCGAGCUCGUAUAUCCUGCAUAACUCCCAAAAGGCACCUCGGAAGCUCUCUGCAUGGCCUAAGGUUCCCAUCAAGCAGAAGAUGAACUUUAUGGAGCAGACCAGGAGAACCAAACGUCGGCUAUACAGUCUGCAUCUCAUCAGACAUGGAGGGGAAGUUAAAACAGCUAUCACAUUGGCUACUGAGGGGUCGCAUCAGAUCGAAGUUUAUGUCCUAUCUGACACAAGUCAGUUCACCAAGCCCCAGAAAUCUUGUCACCAUUCAAAGCAUCGAAGAGUAUCAGGAGCCGUCUGA
Messenger RNA from Desarmillaria tabescens, 1905 nucleotides. RefSeq lists its product as uncharacterized. Lineage: Eukaryota; Fungi; Basidiomycota; Agaricomycetes; Agaricales; Physalacriaceae. The transcript has a single exon. The coding region runs from base 1 to 1905 and encodes 634 amino acids. The record is from RefSeq and is a predicted model, not a curated record.